Messenger RNA from Prorocentrum cordatum, 870 nucleotides. The record is from the annotation of a GenBank genome assembly. Lineage: Eukaryota; Dinophyceae; Prorocentrales; Prorocentraceae.
AUGUUCCUGAUGCGCCUCGUGUUGCGGCUGCCGCCGACGGUGGCGACCACCAGCAUGAAGAACUACUGCCUGAACCCGUGCAUGAUGAGGCCGACGGUGGCGAUCAUCUGCAAUAUGUGCCUCUGCCUGAACCCGUUCGUGGUGUGCAUCGUGCUGCCGCUGACGCUGGCGGUGGCGAUCAUCUGCUUCAGGAGCUUCUGCCUGAGCUCGUUCGUGAUGAGUUUCCUGCUGCCGCUGCCGCCGCCGGUGGCAGCCAUCUUCUUCAAGAACUUUUGCCUGAACCCGUUCGUGAUGAGCUUCGUGCCGACGCCGCCGCUGCUGGCGGCGACCAUCUGCGUCAAGAGCUUCAGCCUGAACCUCAUCGUGAUGACCACCGUGCUGCCGCCGUCCCCGUCGGGCCUCCGCAUGAACCUGAUCGUGCUCACCAUCGCGCUGCCGCUGCCCCCGACGGUGGCGACCAUCUGCAUGAAAAACGUCGACCUGAACCCGUUUGUGUGGAGCCGCUGGCAACCGCCGCCGCCGACGGUGGCGACCACGGCUGGGCUGCCCCUGGUGCCCCGUAUCUGCGUCGAGCCGAUAUUCUCCGCCUCCGCUGCUGCAGCACGGCCCUUUCUGGGCUGGCAGAGUCCCUGGUGGAUCCCGACGCCGCCCUUCAUGAUGCUGCACGUUCUGAGGCCCCGCGUGACUGCAGGCCCGUCGGAGUGGCCAGCCCUGCGCCCCCUGUCUCGCUCACCCCGCCUCUUCCCCCCAUCCCAGUGUUUCCCACGUUCCCGAAUGCAGAUCAUGAUUUUCAUAAUGCUUCGCACGAGUUACAUCUUUCCGCUCCCCGUGCAUGGCCCCAUGCGGACGGCCAGAGCGUCGAGCGACUGA